This is a messenger RNA of Aspergillus neoniger CBS 115656, 336 nucleotides long. RefSeq lists its product as uncharacterized. The transcript has 3 exons. The coding region runs from base 1 to 336 and encodes 111 amino acids. The record is from RefSeq and is a predicted model, not a curated record. Lineage: Eukaryota; Fungi; Ascomycota; Eurotiomycetes; Eurotiales; Aspergillaceae.
AUGGGAUCAACUACCAAGGCUUCAUCGGAAGACGGAAUGUCGACCUCGGUAACAAUUAAUUCUUCCUACUGUUUGGAAAGCUACCCCGUGAACCCGAACCACCUUGUCAAGCUCAUUGAGGAUGCGACCAACCGACUUGAAAGUCGUGUUAUUUCGGGGCGCUUUGAAUGCUACAGAGGUGACGAAGGCACAGUCUGUGGUAACAGCAUCCGCAGGGAACCACGCAUUAGACAAUACGGCUGGGGCCAUGGUGGAGCUUUGGUGACAAUUGAUUUCAUCGAUGGGAUGUUGAACAACAAGGAAGGGCUGGACGCAUGCAUUGAGUUUGUAUUAUAA